UUGAAUUCUGCUGUAAACACCGGAAGUUCCAUCGAGACUCGGUUCACAUUCACAGAAUUCAGAGGAGAGGUGGAUUACAUUGAAUGUGUGAUCAUAUUUAACGUGUUUCGUUCAACAGCGAACAUGACCUGAAUCAGUGUAUGAGCGAUUCGACCGAAAAACUUUGCGGGACCGGGUCCGGAGGGAUGCGCAGCUGGAGGUGGUACCUCUCCAAAGUCAUGCGUCUCUUCCUGCGCUGGUUCCGGCUCUGCCCUCGACGGGGACGCAGAAAGCGGUCGAGCAGAGUACGAGACCUGUGGAACUAUGGGACGGUGCUACUGAAGUCCCUGUACUACAACGUCCUGACCAAUUCAGACACGGUGCUUGACUGUGUCUUUGAGCCCAUCUACUGGCUGGUGGACAAUAUGACCCGCUGGUUUGGAGUGGUGUUUGUGUCUCUGGUGAUCGUCUUGACCAGCUCCAUCGUGAUUAUCGUCUAUCUGUGCGUUCUUCCCAUCAUCUUCAGCACGUACCCCGUUCACUGGAUCCUCUGGCACCUCUGUUACGGCCACUGGAACCUCCUCAUGCUGGUCUUCCAUUACUAUAAAGCUACGACCACGUGUCCGGGUUUCCCGCCACAGGAAAAGAUUGAUAUACCAACUGUCACAAUCUGUAAAAAAUGUAUAGUUCCCAAACCAGCAAGAACUCAUCACUGCAGUAUCUGCAACAGAUGUAUUUUGAAAAUGGACCACCACUGUCCCUGGUUGAAUAACUGCGUGGGUCAUUUCAACCACCGUUACUUCUUCAGUUUCUGUCUGUACAUGACCAUGGGCUGCGUCUACUGCAGCAUCAGUGCCAAAGACAUGUUCCUGGACGCCUAUGAUGCCAUCGAGAGCUCGUAUCAGACGCCUCCACCUGCCUUCAGCCAUCAGGAGAGGAUGGUUCAUAAGAGCCUCGUUUAUCUGUGGGUGUUGACGAGUUCGGUGGCUGUGGCUCUGGGAAGCCUCACAUUGUGGCACGCAGUGCUGAUCACCAGAGGAGAGACCAGUGUGGAGAGACACAUCAACCGCAGAGAGAGGAAACGACUCAAACUGAGGGGCAAAAUUUUCCGUAAUCCAUACCACCAUGGAAAAAUGAACAACUGGAGAAGGUUUUUUGGUGUUGAGAAGCAGAGUGACUGGCUAACACGGGUUCUGCUGCCCUCCUGUCAUCUUCCUCACGGGGAUGGCCUGACGUGGGACUGUCCUGCAUACAGGAACAACACCGUGGCGAUUUGACGUCAUGAUGAUCAGAUCAGCACAUAUCAGACUCUUAAGACUGAAGGGACUCUGCAUCACCCCUGACCUUUACAAACGAACGACUGCUGCCGUUUAGGCCGUCUUAUGAGGGUUUUUUUAUGGGAUUUUACUGAAAUGUGUGUUUACUGUACAGCGUGAGAUCCUUGUGCCGAGUUCAAAGUAGUACUUGGUGCCAAAGACUUGAUGUGAAUGGAUUUUGGUGACAUCUGAGGAAUAUUUAUAUUUUUUAUCUUCCAGUGUUGAUCAUGAUGAUUCAUGGGAAUCUUUGAGCUGUGUCCUUUAUGAACAUUUUUCACCAUGUUUUUGAAUGUCUGAACAUUUCCAAAGUGGUCCAUGCAUUUUGUUAAAAUGAAGUUAUUUUACAAUAAUGUUUUCUAAUGAACACACUGACGUGGUUUUAAAUGUGAAACACACCUGUACAGAUGUGUGACGGGCUCCAGAAGUCUGAGACCACUGGGGAAAAAAGUGUAACAUAAAUAUUUUUUAUUCUUUUCUAAUUACAUUUGUCUCGUUAUAAAUUAUAUUGUCGGCA
Messenger RNA from Megalobrama amblycephala (Wuchang bream), 1809 nucleotides. RefSeq names its product zinc finger DHHC-type palmitoyltransferase 16b (gene zdhhc16b). Gene Ontology annotation, biological process: protein palmitoylation. The coding region runs from base 141 to 1256 and encodes 371 amino acids. Lineage: Eukaryota; Metazoa; Chordata; Actinopteri; Cypriniformes; Xenocyprididae. The transcript has 10 exons. Gene Ontology annotation, molecular function: palmitoyltransferase activity. The record is from RefSeq and is a predicted model, not a curated record. Gene Ontology annotation, cellular component: Golgi apparatus.